Molecule: messenger RNA, 9526 nt
Organism: Dunckerocampus dactyliophorus (ringed pipefish)
Lineage: Eukaryota; Metazoa; Chordata; Actinopteri; Syngnathiformes; Syngnathidae
Gene: srgap3
Product: SLIT-ROBO Rho GTPase activating protein 3
Exons: 22
Coding region: 399-3716 (1105 amino acids)
Biological process (GO): negative regulation of cell migration; signal transduction
Cellular component (GO): cytoplasm
Molecular function (GO): protein binding
Source: RefSeq, a predicted model, not a curated record
AGCAGCUUCUGAUCAUUGUGGGCUCACACACACGCACACGCACACGCCUUGGGAACAAGGCGCUGACUCCUCACCCACACCGUUCCUCCCCUCUUCCCCGUCAACAUGUCCACUUCGGAGCUCCUUUGAGGCUUUUGUUUCUCCCGCUAAAACCUUUCCCCUUCCGUGGCCAGACGCUGGAUGAAUAAGAAACAGCAAGAAAAAAAAGAGUGAGGGCAAUGCAACAUUGGAUCCGAGUGUGACAGCGAACUGCAAGCCCGGCUUUUGUUCCUCGGCAGCAAGGCGAGAAAACGUCGCAAAGCUCCGCAGCCUUCGCACGAAAAAGACGCGGAUCACGUCCGCCUGAGAGCCGCCGGAGUCCUCGCCUUGCAGGCUCUCCGCCUAAAAGCAGGGGAACCAUGUCCUCGUCCAGAUUCAAGAAGGAUAAGGAGAUCAUUGCGGACUAUGAGACCCAAGUGAAAGAAAUCCGUAACCAGCUGGUGGAGCAGUUCAAAUGCUUGGAGCAGCAGUCGGAGUCUCGCAUCCAGUUGCUGCAGGACCUGCAGGAGUUUUUCCGCCGCAAGGCAGAGAUUGAACUGGAAUACUCGCGCAGUUUAGACAAACUCUCCGAGCGCUUUUCCUCCAAGAUCCGCAGCUCCCGGGAGCACCAGCAGUUCAAGAAAGACCAGCACCUGCUGUCGUCUGUCAACUGCUGGUACCUGGUACUGAACCAGACUCGACGUGAGAGUCGCGACCACGCCACCCUCAGCGACAUCUACACCAACAAUGUCAUCGUGCGCUUGGCGCAGAUCAGCGAGGACGUCAUCCGCCUGUUCAAGAAGAGCAAGGACAUCGGGAUCCAGAUGCACGAGGAGUUGGUGAAGGUGACCAACGAACUCUACACGGUGAUGAAGACGUACCACAUGUACCACACAGAGAGCAUCAGCGCCGAGAGCAAGCUGAAGGACGCUGAGAAGCAAGAGGAGAAGCAGUUCAGCAAGUCGGGAGAUCUCAACGUCAACCUGCUGCGCCACGAGGACCGCCAGCCCCGACGCAGCACUGUCAGAAAGAUUGAGAAGAUGAAAGAGAAGAGGCAAGCAAAGUACUCUGAAAAUAAGCUGAAGUGCACCAAAGCCCGCAACGACUACUUGCUGAACCUGGCAGCAACAAACGCAGUGGUGGCCAAAUACUACAUCCACGACGUCUCCGAUAUGAUCGAUUGCUGUGACCUGGGCUACCACGCCAGCUUGGCGCGGACCUUCAGGACGUACUUGUCCGCAGAGUACAACCUGGAGACAUCUCGCCACGAGGGACUAGAUGUCAUCGAGAACGCGGUGGACAACCUGGACUCUCGCAGCGACAAGCACAAGCUCAUGGAUAUGCAUAACCAGGUGUUCUGCCCCCCCAUGCGCUUUGAGUACCUGCCACACAUGGGAGAUGAGGUGUGCCAGGUGAGUGCCCAGCAGCCCGUCCAGACUGAGCUCCUGAUGCGCUACCAUCAGCUGCAGUCUCGCUUGGCGACGCUCAAGAUUGAGAAUGAGGAGGUGAGAAAGACCUUGGACGCCACCAUGCAAACGCUGCAGGACAUGCUGACGGUGGAGGAUUUUGACGUGUCAGAUGCCUUCCAGCAUAGCCGCUCCACCGAGUCCAUCAAGUCCGUCGCCUCCGAGUCCUACAUGAGCAAGCUGAACGUAGCAAAGAGGAGGGCCAACCAACAGGAGACUGAAAUGUUCUACUUAUCGAAAUUCAAGGAGUACCUGAAUGGCAGCAACCUCAUCAUUAAGCUGCAAGCCAAGCAUGACUUGCUGAAACAAACCCUUGGCGAAGGGGAAAGAGCUGAAUGCGGAACCACAAGGCCCCCCACCCUUCCCCCUAAGCCACAGAAAAUGCGGAAGCCUAGGCCGCGCUCCGUCUAUAACCAUAAGCUGUUUAACUGCGAUUUGGAGACCUUCGUCAAGGAUUCAGGUCAAGCCAUUCCCCUGGUGGUGGAGAGCUGUGUCAGAUACAUCAACCUGUACGGGCUGCAGCAGCAAGGCAUAUUCCGAGUGCCUGGAUCACAGGUGGAGGUCAAUGAUAUCAAAAAUUCCUUUGAGAGGGGAGAAGAUCCCUUAAUAGACGACCACGAUGAGCACGAUAUCAACUCGGUGGCAGGAGUGCUCAAACUGUAUUUCCGAGGACUGGAGAACUCGCUCUUCCCAAAGGAGCGUUUCCUGGAUUUCAUCUCGACCAUCAAGCUGGAGUCGGGAGCGGAGCGAGCUCAUCACAUCCAGCAGAUUAUCGUCACCCUGCCUCGGUCCGUCAUCAUCGUCAUGAGAUACCUCUUUGCUUUCCUCAAUCAUCUCUCCCAGUACAGUGACGAGAACAUGAUGGAUCCGUACAACUUGGCCAUCUGCUUUGGACCCACCCUGAUGCCCAUCCCGGACAGCCAGGACCCCGUGGCAUGCCAGGCACACGUCAACGAGGUCAUCAAGACCAUCAUCAUCCACAAUGAAGUCAUCUUCCCCAGUCAGCGGGAGCUGGACGGCCCGGUGUAUGAAAAGUGCAUGACUGGAGGGGAGGAGUACUGCGACAGCCCCCACAGUGAGCCAGGAGCCCUCGAUGAAGUCGACAACGGAACGGAACCACAUACAAGCGAUGAAGAAGUGGAACAAAUUGAGGCCAUUGCUAAAUUUGAUUACGUGGGCCGCAGUCCGAGGGAGCUUUCCUUCAAGAAGGGAGCGUCUCUGCUUCUUUAUCACCGAGCGUCCGAGGACUGGUGGGAGGGUCGACACAAUGGCGUGGAUGGCCUCAUCCCUCAUCAGUACAUUGUGGUGCAAGACAUGGAUGAUGCCUUCUCAGAUAACCUCAGCCAGAAAGCAGACAGUGAGGCCAGCAGUGGGCCGUUACUGGAUGAGAAAGGCUCAUCCAGAAACGAUGUCCCCUCACCGUGUGAACAAUCACCUGAGUACACCUUUGGAGGCGUCAUGGGCAGGGUGAGACUGCGUUCCGACGGAGCUGCCAUCCCACGCCGCCGCAGCGGAACAGACACUCAGAGUCCAACCAGAGGGGCCGACACGCCUCCGCGGGCCGCCGCCUGUCCCAGCAGCCCCCACAAGGUGUCGGUCAGUAAGGCUCGUAUGGAAAGCCCAGAAAAGAGGCGGCUCGGGACCUUCGGGAGUGCAGGAAGUAUCAACUACCCGGAGAGGAAGGCCUAUCCUGAGGGUCACCCGCUGAGGCCCAUGUCGGGGGCCACACGUCACAGCAGCCUUGGGGACCACAAAUCCCUGGAGGCUGAGGCUCUGGCUGAGGACAUCGAGAAGACCAUGACCACAGCGCUCCACGAGCUCCGUGAGCUGGAGCGACAGAACACGGCCAAGCAGGCUCCGGACGUGGUCCUGGACACACUGGAGCCCAUGAAGAACCCCGUCAGCUCGGAGCCCGGCAGCCCCCUGCACACCAUCAUGAUCCGCGACCCUGAUGCGGCCAUGCGGCGGAGCAGCAGCUCCACCUCCGAGAUGAUGACCACCUUCAAGCCGGCCCUCUCGGCCCGCCUCAACGCCGGCGCUCAGCUACGCCCCCCACCCAUGAGGCCGGUGCGCCCCCCUCCGACUCAACACCGCUCCAGCAGCUCCAGUUCUUCUGGGGUGGGCAGCCCGGCCAUAACGCCCACCGAUAAAAUGUUCCCCAGCAGCAGCCCGGCCGGCGGCGCCAGCAUGAACGUUUCCGGUGACGGUGCAGACAAGUCUGGCACCAUGUAGCAAAGGUGGAAUCUGGAGCAGAGGGCUGGAAAUGCGGCUGCAACUUAGGAUUAUUUUCCGGUUUUGGACCAGAAUGUAGUGCUGAGUGAUCCGUGACAUUUCCAACAGCUCAGGGAGACUUCAGCUUUACAGAUGCCAUGUGGUGCUGAUGACGUCUACCGCGACACAUGGAGGUAUGAGACGUCAUAGUAAAGCUAAUGCUAAUGCUAAGCAAGCUGUUUUUGUUGGAUCGGGGGGGUGGGAUCUAUCUAUUUGAGGUGUGGCACAGCUUCUAUUAGAGCAGGGGUGUCCAAACCUUUUCCACUGAGGGCCACAUAGAGACACCAUUAAGCAUGCGGGGGGCCACUUUGGACAACAAUCCAAUGUUGGGCUAUACAUGUGAAGCUAGUGGUCCCCAACCAGUACCGGUCUUUGGGCAGAGCCAAACCAGGCUGCACCAAUAAAAAUUCCAUUCCUGUAGGUCCAACUCAAACCAAAACGGACUUUAACCAAGGCAAGUUUUCCCAUAGAAAAUAAUGUAAAUCCAAUUAAUCAGUUCCAGACACCCCAAAAUGUUAACGCAAUAGUUAUAGAUAGACAAUAAUUAUAGUUUUACAUGCAGAAAAUGAUGCAGAAAUAAUUAGAGAUGACAAAUGAGUGACCAACAUCACUUUGUAAAGAGGGAGAGGGAGGAGAGGAGAUUAUCCUUGGAGUGCAAUCCCUUUUUUUGACUGUUUUUCUUGCUCACGGGGCAGCAAAAAGGCGACACAGUUUUACAUGAAAAAACAAUGCCACAAACAUGACGUCUAAUGGAAAAAUGAACAUUUUACUAGGCAGAAAACAUGCAUUCAUAUUUCAUAUUCACAUUGUCAAAAAGUUGAUUCAAUAAUUCACGUUUCAGUUCAAUAUGGCAAUAAAGAUCAAUACACAUAGAUUCAAUCGCAAUUCAAUCAUUCAGACUAUGUACUGGUUAGCAUUGUGUCUAGCAAGCAUUACAAAUAUACAACAAAUGGAGACAAUUAUCAAGAAAAUAAUGUAGCCGAAAUCAAGGUAACGCAACAAAAACCUAAGCCAAUGACAGCACUUUUCGAUUAUAGUCAUGAAACAAUAAAUGGAGUUCAGGGCGUGAUUGGCAUCUGAUUUUCAGGCAAAAUAGCGUCUUAAAAUACGAUGGUGGCUAUUGUAAAAGGUGUUUGCAUCUUACCGCUGAGUUGGAGCCACAACUCAAGUAAAAAAAGGUUCUUGUGCGCCGCUUGAGUCGUCGUCAGCCGCCAGCCACGCCAUUGCUGGCAUCCGGGCGACAGGAGGGGACUUCACGUCAGCUGACUUAAGUCAAGUGACAGCUCGUCACUACCAAAAAUACAUUUUAUAGAACCUAAUUAUAGAUUUACCUACAGAAAACUGCAAAAUAAUUAGAAAUGAGGAAUAGAUGGAACUUAUUGUUGAGGCAGACCUCCCGCAGAUGGAAUUCCGUAGUGUUUCUCACCUUCUUUAUCAAAUUGCUGGCACUCGCAACUUUCUUUGGCCCCAUGGCGGGUUAUUUAGUGGUCGUGUUGCUGUAUGCUUUGUUUGGGCAAAGGAUUUUGCGGAAUAAUACAGAACAAGGGAAACGGACUAGUUUGUUCUGUGCAGUUUUGUAGGAAAACUGAGGCAGUGCAUGAAAAGGUGGCAAAAUUUUGUUUAAAAUUAAUAUUAAUAAUAAAAAUAUGAUUAUAUAAUAAUAACAUUUUAUAUAAUAUAAUAAUAUUAAAAAUAUGAGAACUGGGGCAUACAAAAGCCGAGGUUAGACUGCAAUAUAUCUAACUAAUAAUUCUAUUCAUUUUAUUAAUUUUUCAUUUGUUAUUAAUGUAAUAAAUGUAAUGUUUUUUGUUAUUAAUUUAAUAAAUUUAAUGUUUUUAAUCAAAUUAAUCAAUGAUAAUUAAUAAAAUAUAAUAUAAAUUACUAAGAAGACUAAUAGUUUUAUUAAUUUUUAAUCAUUAGUUCACGUGAUGAAUUUUUUAUUGAGGUUAUUUCAAUAAAAUGUAAAAUGAAUGUUAAGAAAAAAAUAAUCAAAUUAAUUUUUAAUAAAAUUACUUUUCAUACAAACUUUUGUGUUUAGCUUUACAUCUCACCUUUAAAAACUGCUUAUCCUGCCUCGGUUGGUUUUCUUUUUUCCGUACGGCACAUGCGUGACUUUCGCUUCAUGAAAUUAAUUAAUUAACAUCAACUAAAAAUUAAUACCAUUAUUUUCGUACGCCAAAGUUGUUAUGUUCGUAUUUCGCAGUUUUUGGUUUUUGACAUUUUGCCUCGGUUUUCAUGCACUGUCUUGGUUUACGUACAACAUAGCACAUAGCUAACCAGCCUGUUAGCCCUGUACUGUACUGCAGUGUAAUUCAUUUCAUUACAUUUAUUCAUUUAAUGUAUGAAUUAUUAAUGAGUGAAUGAAUAUUUUUUCAUUAUGCCAAGGGCCAAUAAAAACGAGGCCCCCCGGUGUGGCACUUUGGACACCCCUGUAUAACAUGAGAAUUAUGGGAUUUUUUUUUUUGCCUUUUACACUUUAAAAAAAAGUUGCUACAUAAAAUAGGGCCUUUUUAAGCUGGAGUCAUUUAGAUUUCCAAACGCUUGGGGUUGUUUUUGUUUGUUUUUUUUGCCGCCUGACUUCACUCAUGUUCGGGUAGCUCCUGAAAGCGUGUUACCAGGGUGAUGCAGAGGAGGUCUGGGGGCUGCCGAGGAGCCGUCCUGUCAAGCUUUGCCUUCUUUGAAACUGCGUGGAAGCAGAAUAAAUGCGCAUAACACGAUGCAUCGUUUGAGUUUUUACCUCAAGUUCAACUGUUGGCUGUGCGAUUGACUGACUGACUGAUUGACUGACUGACGUUUGGGCUUGUCUGCAGAGGAGACUUGAAGCACCAAGACGCCACGUGCUUGCAAGCGUCCGCUGAAAGGCGCGUCCAGCACGCGUGCCGGACCGGCCUAGCGCGUUGGUGUAAAUACGCUAGCUUGUUGAUUUUUGUACAGACUAUGGAAAUGGUUGACAUGAUGAAGGGUACUUGAAAAAACAUCUCAACCAAACUAUCUUCUUCCAUGCAAUACAAACAUAUUUGUCAAAUCUUAACGUUGCUGUACUGUACUCGAUAUUCUUUUUGCCAUAUGUCACUUCUGGUCUUACUUUGAAAAACCUCCAACUGUUUCCUGUUCUAUGGUAUCUGACAAAAGUGAGUACACCCUCUCAACAUUUCAUUCAAUAUAUCUUCUCAAGGGACGAUACUACGGAAAGUAAACCUGGAUAAUAUACUGGAGUAGUCAGUGUACAGCUGUUAUGCUGCCUUAAUCCUCUUGGGCAUGGAAUUCAACAGAGCUGCACAUGACAUCACUUCCUUCCGCUUGAGGACAAAGUGUAUGUUUCUCUCCGUGAACCGCAGCACUCGUGCAGCCCCAGACCAACCAUAAACACUACGGCUAUUUAGACAAUAAUGUGUUGCUGCUAUACAAGCUGUACACGGACUACUCCAAAGUAUGUCCAAGUAUUGUAAAUGAAUCUGCUUUUACUGAUAAUACCACUAUACAGUAGAUGCUGGAUGUUUAUCUUUUCAUCACCUCAACUCUGUAGUCAGCAUCCCAAAGAGCCUGCUCUCUAAUGCAUGCAUUGCGCUGCAAUGACAAAGUAAUAUUGCAAUAUCGGGCUUUUAUGGAGGGGAGGGCGUCACCUAUACCUGGGAUGUGAUUGAUGAAUGAAUUCGCUUGUGGCAAUUUGCUCCAAUAGAAAGAAAUAUAAUAUGUAAGCAUGCGAACUCGGCACCGUCCCCACCCGUUCAGGCGAAAAACGUCAUGCGGUGCUUUUGCACCCCCUGCUGGUCGCUCAUGGCACUGCCGUCAUGAGCCAGGCGCUGCAAGCAAGUCAUUUCAACUCCUUUAUUUGUUUUAAAGAUGUACUUUAGUACUGUCUCUUUUCCAAACAUGUUUGCACCUGUUGAGUUGUAUGCAUAUGUUCCUGAGAAAUACAAAGAAAGCACGUUUUUUUUAUUAUUUAUACAGUAACAUCUCCAGUGCCUUUUGUGCACCGCUUUCUUACUAUGUUUUCUAUGCGUUGUCAUAUUUAUUACUCUAAAUGUUAGUUUUGUAUGCUUUCUAUGUUGUCUGGAGUCAUCGUGAACUCUGCUUUUACGUACUCUGGUGAGAGAUUUAGGAGAUUUGAAGUAGGGGUGCACGAUAUCGGUCCAAUAUCAGGAAAUUAGGACGUCCAGUAACAUUAAAAAUAGCUCCGAUGGCCGAUUUAAUAUAUAUAUAUAUUUUUUUUUUAUGAGGCGAUAUAACCUGUACUGUGUGGGUGAGCAAAUCAAGCGCUACUUUUUUCUUCUACAUGUGACACUAACGGCCUGUCGUAACUUCUCCUGAGCUUACUUGUAAACAAACAUUCGCUUUAAGAGAAAGGACGUUGUACCAAAUGCUCCGCCAUAAGGGGCGAAAAAAAACCCAUCGAGCACACAAAAAACUUUUUCGGAAACCAGAAACGCCAGCGCCGCAGCGUUUGAAAAGUGCAAAAGGUUUGCCAGAGACCUCAGUGGCGUCACAACCAGCUGCUCGGAGCGUGUGCCCAAGUACAGUGCACCUUUCAGGGCCACCUCCCGUGCUAUACUGUGGUUCUCCUGACCUCCAUAGUAGCACACCGGCACACAGACAUUCAUUUUUAGUAAGGACGUUUUACCAAAUGCCCGGUCAUGAGGGAGAAAAAAAACAUCAAGCACACAAAAAUCUUAUCAGCCACCCAAAACGCCAGCGCUGUGGCGUUUGAAAAGUGCAAAAGGUUUGCCAGAGACCUCCGUGGCGUCACACCGGCUGCUCAGACCGUGUGCCCGAAUCCAGUGCACCUUGCUGGGCCACAGCAGGUGGCUCCUCCUGCUCUAUACUCUGGUUCUCCUGAUAGUCAGAUAUCCAAAUUCAAAUUUGUUCCAGUCCUUCUUACCCCCAGGUGUGCACAAACUACACUUAAAUCUAAAUGUAAAAAGUAGAUAUAAAACAGUUAUCGGUCUUGAGCAGCAGAAAGUUAUCUAUUGGUUUGAAAAAAGAAAAAAAAAAGAUAUCGUGCAUCUCUAGUUUUAAGUCCAGAGGAAAAAGAAUCAACCACUAUGCAUCCAAUCUGCUGCUUACCAGUUGAGUCGGUUUGAACUGGGAAUAUUUAUUCCAUCCUUGUGUUGUUUUCCUGGUGACGUGUCUGUGCUGUGCCUGAGCCAUAAUCUCCUCUUUUCUCCCCCCACCUUUUCUCUCGAUAGAAAAAGCAUUGCAGUAUUCUUAACACACACACGCACACACACACCAGUGUUGUGCAAAUCACCUUUAAAAAAAAACGUCAUUGGCGACAAUAACAUAGCGACUGGAGCGACAUCCAGAUUGUUGAUAUUGAUAUCAGUGCAUUAUGAUGCAAUAACAAUAAAAAGUAUUGUUUCAAACACACUAAAGUACAACUACAGUACUUGUUUCCAUUCAUGUGAUGUAAAAAGUCCUUUUCUUCCCUGACCCGGUGUGAUAUAAUAAUAAUAAUAAUGAUGAUAAUAAUGUUCUGAUGCUAAUUGCUGUAAUUGCUGAGAAAUGAUGACGGUGUUGUUGAGUGUGACUUUGUCCAAUUGUCUUGUUGAUGAUGAGUGUGUGUUGGUGUGAUAUCAUGUACACUUUACCACCACUCACUGGAUGGUGGAAACACGUGCAUCCAAAUAAAAACAUUCAUGCUCUUUUUUUUUCGUUUGGCAAGUAUUUCUUUUCUUUUUUUUUCAAAUAAUAUACUCUUUGCGAGCUUGCAGUUUGUUUUGUGGCCACAUGGGGGCGAAACUGCAGCAUUUGCGCAAAUGGGGGAACGUCCU